Molecule: messenger RNA, 1029 nt
Organism: Iphiclides podalirius (scarce swallowtail)
Lineage: Eukaryota; Metazoa; Arthropoda; Insecta; Lepidoptera; Papilionidae
Source: the annotation of a GenBank genome assembly
AUGUUAGAUCGUAUUAACACGGAAGAUGAAGAAUUUAUGCAGUUAUUGGUGGAUAAACUUGAUCGAAUGGUUGUAACCUGGCAGCAACCGUGGUAUCAACAGUCUAAUAGGCUAUCGCGGCCUUUUACGGAGACUAAUGAUGAAACCUCAGAUGAUUAUCGCAAGUAUCCUAUCACUAAGAAAGAAAGUGAUCGAAUAGCGAAAAGGUGGAAAAAAUUUUGUAAGGAGUUUGAUGUCCCAGAUAAGCUAUUGUCAUUUGCAAGAUGGAAAAACAAAUAUAAAUGCAAAAGCCCUAAUACACCAGAGGAAAGUGUAAGGCGUUUUGUGACUGCAUAUUUAGCUAGAGGUCUUAAAAGAAAUAUGCACCAGGUUUAUAAGCAUAUUAUGACACAUUUUGGUAAUCCAGUCAAAGGACCAUACUCACCAGAAGAGGAAAAGUUAAUGGAUAUAUGUUUCCACUAUAAACCUAAGUAUGCAGUUUUAUAUUUGUCUCUUUUGCUAGGUAGAGAACCUAGAGGAAUAUAUAAACGCCUACAGCAAAAGUUUACAGGUAAGCUGGAGAAGAAGAGACUAAAAUGGACAUUAUCAUUAGCAACAAAAUUUUUUAAUCUGCUAUUGCAAUAUUCAGAGUGUUCUGUAGAAGAAUUGAAAUACAGAAAAUUUGAAAAGUCAGUUUGGCUUAAAUUAGAAAAAGAAUUAGAUCAACAUUAUGCAUAUUUACAACAUUUUUGGUAUGAUGCCCUACAUGUUCAAAUUUUUGUGAAAAAAGACGUAAAAAUAAACAAGAUAAGAAAAAAGGUGUUUAAAAUACUAAAGAAUACUCGUUAUCAAGUAUGGAGAGACAUUCGAUGGAAAGAGCUGCUAGAAUUUUUCCCAGAUGGUUUCACGCACACAUUUUUGUACAAGUUAUGCAUUAAUUUGUUCAGAGGCAACAGAAUUUAUGCAACACGUCCCCUACCAGAAGUUAUAGAUUUUGCUUUAAACAAAAUAAAAACAAUCCGGGGUAAUAAAAGAUAUGUUGUUAACAAG